AUGGGAAACUUGAAUAAGGAAGUUUACAUGGAUCCUUCUCCAGGAGAUGAUAUGGAUGAAAUAAGGCGUCUCAAGGAGCAUCUAGCAUUGGAGUUUGAGAUCAAAGACUUGGGUCCUUUGAAAUAUUUUCUUGGAAUGGAAGUUGUUCGAUCAAAGAAGGGUUUUGUGGUCUCUCAGAAAAAAUAUGUGAUUGAUCUUUUAAAAGAAGUUAGGAUGAGUGGUUGCCGCCUAGCUGACAUAUCAAUUGAUCCAAAUGUAAAAUUUAGAAAUAAAGAAGGUCAAUUAGUUGAUAAAGGGCAGUACCAAAGAUUAGUCGGUAAGUUAAUUUACUUAUCACAUACAAGUCCAGACAUAGCUUUUGUAGUGAGCGUAGUGAGUCAAUUUAUGCACUCCUCAAUGGAGGAACAUGAAGAAUCAGUGUUUUGGAUUCUGAGAUACUUGAAAAGUUCACCUGGAAAGGGCUUAUUCUUUAAGAAAUCCGAACAAAAAAGAAUUGAAGCUUAUACAGAUGCAGACUGGGCAGACUCAAUAACAGAUAGAAGAUUUACAUCAGGGUACCAUACAUUUGUAUGGGGAAACCUUGUGACUUGGCGAAGUAAAAAACAAAAUGUUGUAACAAGAAGUAUUGCAGAGGCUGAGUUUAGGUCAAUGGCUCAAGGAAUUUGUGAAAUGAUGUGA
This is a messenger RNA of Gossypium raimondii (Peruvian cotton), 678 nucleotides long. Its product is annotated as secreted RxLR effector protein 161-like. Lineage: Eukaryota; Viridiplantae; Streptophyta; Magnoliopsida; Malvales; Malvaceae. The record is from RefSeq and is a predicted model, not a curated record. The transcript has 2 exons. Bases 1 to 678 code for a protein of 225 amino acids.